Messenger RNA from Solanum tuberosum (potato), 771 nucleotides. RefSeq names its product wall-associated receptor kinase 3-like. Lineage: Eukaryota; Viridiplantae; Streptophyta; Magnoliopsida; Solanales; Solanaceae. The coding region runs from base 1 to 771 and encodes 256 amino acids. Gene Ontology annotation, biological process: protein phosphorylation; cell surface receptor signaling pathway. Gene Ontology annotation, molecular function: protein serine/threonine kinase activity; ATP binding; calcium ion binding. The transcript has 5 exons. The record is from RefSeq and is a predicted model, not a curated record. Gene Ontology annotation, cellular component: plasma membrane.
AUGGACCCAAACUUUGUGGACAGAAUAGUGAAUGAUGUUCCUAUUGUGAUUGACUGGGUAAUUGGGACUAAAAAUUGCAGUGUGGUUAGAAACUCAACAACUUAUUCAUGUAUGGAACAUAGUCUAUGUAUUGAUUCUGAAAGUCGACGUGGAGGUUAUCGUUGCAUUUGUGAGGAAGGAUAUGACGGAAAUCCUUAUCUUAGUCCAGGCUGUCAAGAUAUCGAUGAAUGUGCAACGAGACCUUGGGAUGGAAUUUGCAAAAACACUCCAGGAGGGUUUGAGUGUUCGUGCCCGAAGGGAUAUUUUGGCGAUGGAAAGAAGGGACGUGGUUGCCAGAAGGAGCAUGAUUUCCCCAUCUUAAAGUUAUCUCUUGGUUUAGGUCUUGGAUUGUUGUCAAUACUGCAAAUGUCAUCCAAUUUAAACAAAGUGUUUACGACAGAAGAGCUUGAAAAAACCACAAACAAUUUCUCAAAAGAUGGGAUUCUUGGAGUAGGUGGAAAUGGUGUAGUUUACAAAGGUGUUCUACCAGAUCAACGCCUUCUAUACCUAUCUUACAUAGAGAUCAAAUCCGCUAAUAUUCUAUUAGAUGAUUAUUAUACAACAAAAAUUGUUGAUUUCGGAGCAUCCAGGUUAAGACCUUUUGAUCAAGCUGACAUGAGUUCACUAAUUAUACCGGGUUAUCUACACCCUAAAGCUAUACAAAUGGGAUUGUCAGAUAAGAAUGAUGUUUAUAGUUUUGGUGUAGUACUUGCAGAGUUGUUAACAGGAUGA